This is a messenger RNA of Acromyrmex echinatior (Panamanian leafcutter ant), 2192 nucleotides long. RefSeq lists its product as uncharacterized. The record is from RefSeq and is a predicted model, not a curated record. Lineage: Eukaryota; Metazoa; Arthropoda; Insecta; Hymenoptera; Formicidae. Gene Ontology annotation, biological process: negative regulation of biosynthetic process.
UGGAAUACUGCGUAGUCAGCGUCAGUCAGCGUAGUGUGCACUUUUGUGUUCAUUCAGUUCACUGUAAAUCCAAACGCGUAGGAACGAGUUUCACGUAAAAUAGUAUAUAUAUUCAGAAAAAAAAUAGAAAACAGGAAAUCUUAAGAUAAUCGAUAUCACGACCGUGACAGACUGUUCGAAUUAUCACUGAAAGGGCAUAUAAUAGUUGUUUUAGCUGCUCGGAAUUCUCCGCCCUCUUUAUCACUCUUCGCAUAUUGAAGUAAAGCACAACGAGGUAUAACGAUACUUUUAGCGCGACAAUGGCAACGACAACCAAUUCCAAAAAGCAAGACACCACCGCCAUCGACGAGGACGACGACAUUUUCUAUUACGUCGGUGUAAAAGCGUCACCGUUCGCGGCUGAUAGCACGGUUUUCGGUUUACCACCGAAGGAGAUAUCGGCCUUACGCUGUCGCUUCCCGCUGGCCGCCUGUAGCACGAAUGUUGUGAAUGGAGUUAUGUUUAAAGGCACACCAUUCUCCGUCAUAAAUGCUCUAGCUGAACUCGGCUAUCGAGUUGUUUGUAGUGCCGGAGAAGCCGAAAUACUUUGGACACUGCAGCGGGAUUGUUAACACUUUAAAAAAAUGGGCCUUACUGCAAGCGCAUUAUAUGUCUAAACAUAUAUUCUCUUGUGACUUCUAUAUAUACAAUAUGUAUGUGUCUUUAUGAAUCAAACUUAGAAAUUAGUAUUAAUGAAUCGAUGAGAUUUGUAACUUCACUUUGUUCUUUUUUUUUGCAUCUACUUUUAUAUCUUGGAAUGAUGAAUGUUUGCGGAAAUUAUAUUUGUAACUGCAUCUUUGGGGAAGUUGAGUUAGAUGUAUAUGUUUGCGGACCAAUUAAAAAGGCUUUGUUUUAAAGAUGUUUUAAAGAUCAAUUGUACCUUGCAAAAUUGGAUAUUGGUAUGUAUCGGAAGUACUGAAAUGCAGCUUUCCGUUAGAAUAAUAAAAAAAUACGUUCCAUCUUUCCCUUAAGAAACUUACACUUUAAUUCUUGUGCGAAAUCACACGAAUGAAUUUCCACGUUAUCGGACGUGAUAUAUUGUAUACCGCGGCAGUGAUGAGUUCCUUUUUUUACGACUUCGAAAAUGACGCGGUAAAAUUGUAUAAUCAUGAUAAGACUGUUUAGAGGGGAGGGAAGCAUGAUCACGGAGAUUGUAAACCACGUAAACACUUCUGCAACGUGCAAAAUAAUCACGUUGCGGAUAAUAAUAACUUACAAGCGGUUGCGGAAAUUUCGUCAGACCAAAGGAGCAUGUGCUAAUUGCGUCAUAUCCACUAUAUGUAAUACUGAAGUAUUAAUUAUAUACAUUGAUUUGUGAUAUCUUUACCUCGUUGCGUAGAAAAUGGGUUUUUUAAUGCUUUAUCGAGGAUUUAUGACGUGAGCCUCGUAGGGUCCAGAUUGGGCCAAAUUGGCGCAACGUUUAGAUUGCACCAAAUUGGCUCAUAUUGGCUUUAAACUAUUUUAGUGUUUAUAAUUGUGAAGAAUGAAAUUUUAUUAUAGUGCAAAUACCAUUUACAUAUUGUAUCUUUAUAUAGCAUAUACUAUUACCUAACAAUAUCUGUCUUUUCCCACCAUUUGCUUUAUUAUAUGAUUUGUUAUUGUAUAAUUAUUAUUAUACAAUAAACGCAAGAUAUUGUUCCUCCGGAUCGAUCGUGGUCCAGAGAGUUUAAGAUUGUAAAACCAUUUAUAGAAAAAAAGUUGAUGACAUUUUGUUACUCUUAUUGCAAAUAUAAAUGUCCAUUUAAAGAUUUUAUUGCAGAUUAUAAAUGUUAAUCUAAGAGAUUAUUGCAAUCGAUAUUUCCUGUUCUUAUUAAGAAUGAAAUCUAUCGAAUGAAAUUAUUAAAAGCAAUCGUUAACUCGUAGUGUGACAAUUAUAUGUAUAUUAGUUUAUUCAUAAGUAAGAAAAUCAAAAGUUAUCAAAGGUGGAGGGAACGAGAGUAUUUAUAGUUUACAGUCUGAAUAGUUGGUACAAGCAGCGUUUGCGCUAAUUCGUGAAUUUUAUAUUUAUGUAUAGCUAAUAAUUUCUUUCAUAUGUGAAGCUGUAUUUUAUAUGUACGGCAAUUAUACAUAAGCUUAUACUCAAUGUAUAAUUGAACGUUGCUUGUUUGUGUUGCAAACUAUGAGAAAUAAAUAAACAUAGAAGUGAAUCUGAA